Molecule: messenger RNA, 955 nt
Organism: Rhineura floridana
Lineage: Eukaryota; Metazoa; Chordata; Lepidosauria; Squamata; Rhineuridae
Product: neurophysin 1
Exons: 4
Coding region: 399-761 (120 amino acids)
Cellular component (GO): extracellular region; secretory granule
Molecular function (GO): neurohypophyseal hormone activity
Source: RefSeq, a predicted model, not a curated record
AGCGUACAUUCUAUGAAUGAAAAAUGGACUCCCUUCUAGUCGAUCCCAACUUAUGGCUACCAUAUGAAUAGGGAUUUCAUGUGACAUCAAAGACUUCUUCAAUUAAGGAGAAUUCAUGCCCUUUGAUACAUCUUCCGCCCAGUUUGGAACAAAAUGAGAGAGAGAAAAUCAUCCAUAUUUCACUGACCUCACAUCUGCGACCUUGUCUUAUUAGGCUUGACUUUUGGCGUGAAAAGCAAUGCCUUGUGCGUUUUAAGAGAAAUGAGUAACAAGGGCAACGGGAUGGUGGAGCAGGCCUGUCCACCAGCAUAUAUACCUGCGACCAUCAAGGGAAAAACCUAAAGGACACUCCCAUUACCGCUCUCCCAGAGAAGCAGCCGGCAGCCACCAGGAUAACCAUGUCUUUCAACACACUCGCCUUCUGCUUGCUUUGCCUGCUGGCCCUCUCUUCGGCUUGCUACAUCCAGAACUGCCCCAUUGGAGGGAAGCGCUCCAUCCUGGACAUGGAAGUCCGAAAGUGCAUCUCCUGCGGACCAAGAAACAGAGGCCAUUGCUUUGGGCCCAACAUCUGUUGUGGAGAAGAGCUGGGCUGCUACUUUGGCACAGCAGAAACCCUGCGAUGUCAAGAAGAAAAUUUCCUCCCAACUCCUUGUGAAUCUGGAAGGAAACCUUGCGGCAACAACGGAGGAACCUGUGCUGCAUCCGGCAUCUGUUGCAACAAUGAGGGCUGUAUGGUAGACACUGCAUGUGAGCAAGAAUGAGAAGAUGACAAGGAACGAGGAUAAUGCGAAAGCACUUUUAGAUUAUGGACUUAUAGGCAACACCAAUGGGAUGCAUCUUUCCAUGUCAAAUACGCAUGUUGGAUGCGAUGGCCAACAAAUUUGUUGAAAAUAAAGCUUGUAUAUCAACAACAACAAUCUAUAAUUUGAGUUCUCUUGCCUUUUCAAUAAAGUUA